ACCAGCCACCUGCGUAUUUUACCAGCAUUUGGCUGGUAGAUGGUGCUAAUUUUGAACCCUGCUGGCAAGUAUAGUAGAUUUGUGAUGUGAUAACAUUGAUGAAACAGGCGUUGUGCUCGCUGUUGUGACCCAGCAUAUAGCCUGAUAAUCCAGAGUUUACUUCUGCGUUGUUAAAGAGGCCAAGUAUUUCCCAUUCCAGCCUGUACUGUUAGAGGCUUAGUCAUAUUGUCCUGUCCUCCUUAACCUCAGCUGAUCAAUGUGCAGCAUAUGAUCGACCAUCAACCCCAAACCAAUAUAUAGUUAUGAAAUGAUAGCCUACAUAACUUGGUUGCUUUUGCAACAUAAAUGUAGGUUUUCAAAAAGUUUAAUAGUACAUUCAUCUUUCUCUACAUUCUAAAAACUACCUCACUUCCAUCAUUAUUCUAAAAGCCCAGAUAACUCUAAUCACCAUUUAGUGCCCCUUGCUUCCAUUUUCAAUUUAAUUAAUCAGUUGGAGAGAGUAUUAGGGGUGGGAGAAAAAAAUUGACACAGCAUAGUAUUGAAAUAUUUUCCAUGCCAAUACUGUAUCGAUACAUAGACACCAAGUAUAAAGUAGAAACAGAUGCUUGAGGACAUAAUAUGAAGUUAGAAAAAAUUUAAUAAGUUGUAAUUGUAACAUAUCGCAGAAUAUCGCAAUAUGUUUAAAAUCGCAAUAAUGUAUCGUGGGGCCUCUGGUGAUUUCCACCCCGAUAUGAUAGAUAUUCAAUAACUGUAAUUACAGCCAUUAAAUAUGUACUGUACUGUAAAUCAUGCCUUUGGAUAGCAUUUCAGGGAGAUUAUUGCUAAACAGGUUGCCUUAGCCAUGCUAGCGGCAUGGCUCCAGGGAUGGCUAUGUCGAUUGGUUUGGUCCAACAUUUUGGUCCAGACUGAAAUACGUCUACAGGAUUAAAUUUGGCAUUCAUGUGCCCCGGAGGAUUAUUCCUAACUACUUUGGUAAUCUUCAGACUUUUCCUCUAGUGCAACUAUAUGAGGAUCACAUUUGUGUAUUUUUUUUUUUUAGUGAAAUAUUUCAAAAACUGUUGGAUGGAUUGCAAAGAACUUUGGUCCAGAUGAAAUGUAAUAAACUUGUUGAUCCCCUGACUUAUAGUGGCAUCAUUGGGUCAUUUAGCAAAUGUUAGCAUGCUAUCACGCCAAACAAACACGGCAAACACUAUGCCUGUCAGCAUCAGCAUGUUAGCGUGUGAACGUUAGCAUUUAGCUUCAGGCACCGCUGUGGCUACAGCCUCACAGAGCCACUAGCAUGGCUGUAGACUCAUCCAUUCAUCUUUUGGCUCCAGUGUCCUGUAUAGCAUGUCUGUAGAUUAUUGUGAAGCUUCGUCUCACUCAUAUGGCGUAUAUCUAAAAGAAAAUGUAUGAGAUAAGAAUUCAAGAUAGAAUGCAAAAAAGGGGAAGAACAAGAGGAUGAAACAAGGAUUUUUCUCUGUGUCUUUGUGAGUUUCAAAAAAUGGAUCAUUUGAAGAAUUUGGACUAAAAAGUCUGCUUACAUAACUUCCCAUCAGCGCUCUGCGGAUGUGUCAUGGCUUUUUCUCAGUACUUGUCCAGCUUCCAAACAAACUAAUCCGGAAUCCUCCCUAUAAAUUUUCCACACAGAAACUUUCUAUCAUUACUUCACACCAGUUUAGAUGUACUGAUCAGGCAAGCUACAUUUUUUAUAUUGUCUAACAUUUUAAACCUUUGUCAUUUGACUUCUUCUUAAAUAUUGAAAAAAAGGCUACUGUUCUAUGAGGAUUUUUAUCCACCUUGUCCAAGGAAGAAGUAAAUGAUCUAAAUUAGCUAGAGGAAUGAAGUGAAAGGCAACUGCAGCAGUUCAGUUUGUUUGUUCUGUGUCCAGUGAGAAGCGUUUGAUUCAGUUAUGUGACUGACCAGUGCUAAUCAGUUUAAUCACUGCACCACUGGCCCGCCCACUUUGGCUGCAUCUCCCUCCAAGCAACAGCCCCAAACCCGUGCUGUGACGCUCAGGCACAAAUAGUGAUGUAAAUAACAAGCAAUUGGAAAAAUGAGGUGCACUUAAAGCUGAAAAUGAAUGAACAAAUGUGAUGUUUGACCGUGUUUGACACCAUGGUGGAGGGACACUUUUUGGUAUAACAAUAAAAACACUUUCAUCUCUACAAGAUGUCCGGCAGCUUGAGCUCUUCGGCCCAGAGCAAAAACCUGAUUAUGGCAAUGAUUUAUCAAAACGCUAUCUAAAUAUGAAGUACUUAAAAUGUCCUCUAAUUCACGAUCGAACGUGCAACUUUUAUUGGAGAAAGAAGUUGAUCGUAUUGAGCUUCUUUUUGGUUUUUAUCAAAUUCAAAGUCACAAUAAACUGCAUUUAAAUGUAAUGGAAUAAGAGUUUGUUCACAGCUGGCUCCAACACCCUUUACUUGAAAACAGCAUCUCACAUGGACCUGAAAUGGCCAGCAGGCCGUCUCCUCACAGCAAAGCUGAAUGCAGGCGUGCUGAGGUUUAGAGGGAUAAGCUCGAUCAAAUCCUUCCAGAUUGAUCUUUGACACGGUCUACCCAGUGGGCUGCACCGCCUCUCUCUGCCACGGCAGGUAAGGGGAGGGCGGCAGGCGGGGUAUUGGGAACAAGGACAAUUAUAGUCAGGCAGGGGGAGGAGAAGAACUGGAAAGAAGAGGGUGAGGGGGAUUAGAGGUGAAGAUAUAAAAGCACAGCACAAACAACAAGCUUCACAAACAGAAGACUAGAAGCAGAGAUCGGCGGUGGCCUAUUGGGAUAUCUGUGACAACAGAGACCCUCAGCAGAAAUGAACGCCAACCCCCCUGCAGGAAGCGCCCUCGCCCCUACUGCAACAACGGGCCCCACCACACCCAAGAAGGGACCACCCAAGUUCAAGCAGAGGCAGACCCGUACAUUCAAGAGCAAAGCCCCAAAGCCAGGCCAGAAGGGCUUUGGUGACGAUAUCCCCGGCAUGGAGGGUCUUGGCACAGACAUCACAGUGGUGUGCCCAUGGGAAGCCUUCGGCGACAUGGAGCUCAGCGACUUGGCCAAAUACGGCAUCAUCUAGCCUGCUGCCUUCGUCGCCUGCCUGCACCUCUCCUCUGUGUAAUCCUCUCCGCCCGGCCUUCUCUUCGUCCCGGCUCGGCGCGCCGUGAUAAGGCUGCCAGCAAAUCCCCCUAACGCCCUCUCGUCUAUCUACCUCAUGCUUCACUCCACUAAGUGGACGGAAAGCAUAAUAAUGUUAUUUUUAUAUUAUACGAUACUGUUUAUACUAUAUAUGCUUGAGAUGAGAAGACGAGAAAAAGAACUCCACGUACCUUAUUCCCUUACCUUUCAUCCAUCUAUAAUAGUCUUUUGCUGACUCCCACUCUCCCCCUCUCCCUCCUCCGGCACUCCUAACCCACGGCAAGCAAAACGCUAGUUAUGUAGUCAUAACUAGUGCCGGUAUUUGCUUCUAGCUGUCUAAUAAAAUGUAAAUAUUUUGUUCUCAGCGUUAAAACUUUUUGACCUUGUCUUCCAUCCUACCUUUUGUACUUCCUCCCGCUUUUAUUUUGCAUUUGUAUUUUCUACUCCUUGUGCGCAAGGUUACUGUGAACACCAAGGGAUGCAAGGAGAGCGUGCAAUAUAUAUAUAUAUAUAUAUAUAUAUAUGCUGUAAUGGUGAAAACUACAAUGCACUUUCACGUGAUCACGGAGGAUGAACUCCCUUUUAUCCCAUCUCUCUCUCUCUCCUUGCUGCUAUCUGAACCCAGGUCCUUCCUGAGAGAAAACAAAGGCAUAUAUAUUUAUGUAUGUUUUGUGUUGCAAGCACCACAGAUCACAUACUGUGAACUGGUACGUCCUGAU
Perca flavescens (yellow perch) is the source of this 3824-nucleotide messenger RNA. It is a transcript of the gene pde6hb, whose product is annotated as phosphodiesterase 6H, cGMP-specific, cone, gamma, paralog b. Gene Ontology annotation, cellular component: photoreceptor outer segment membrane. Gene Ontology annotation, molecular function: cGMP binding; 3',5'-cyclic-nucleotide phosphodiesterase activity. Gene Ontology annotation, biological process: positive regulation of G protein-coupled receptor signaling pathway; visual perception; positive regulation of epidermal growth factor receptor signaling pathway. The transcript has 3 exons. The record is from RefSeq and is a predicted model, not a curated record. NCBI's taxonomy places the organism in Eukaryota, Metazoa, Chordata, Actinopteri, Perciformes, Percidae. The coding region runs from base 2786 to 3046 and encodes 86 amino acids.